AUGAACGAUAAAAAAGGUUACCGCGAUAAAAAUGGUUGUUUUGCAAAAACCGAUAAAAAAACGUGGCGAAAGAACAUUGGGAUUGCUAAUUCGAAUAGAGCUGACAAGGUAAAACAGUCACUUGCAAAAGGAAGAAGAAUUUUCGAUGUAGAGAGGUUAGCACAUGAAAUGUGGUGCCCUGCCUGUGACAUCCCUCUUUCAUUAAGAUUUAUUGAAAAGGAAUCUUUGAUAGGAUUAGCGAGCAUCAUGACUAUCAAAUGUUAUGAAUGUGAAAUGGCUUAUAAAGUCAAAACAUCAGCAGAAUCAGAGCAGUGCGGAUAUUCUAUCAACGCACUUCUUGCUUUAGCCAUUUUUGAUGCCGGUGUUGGAUGCUCCGAAAUAAAUAAAAUUCUCUCCGUCCUGAAUAUUCCAACCAUUCACAAUCAAUUGAUCAAGCGGAAUGAAAGAACCGUUGGACUUGCUAUUGAAAAAGUAGCCCAUGCAAGCUGCGUAGAAGCUCUGAAGCUAGAAAGAGAUAUGACGAUAACAUGCUCCAGAUCAGACACCGGAGAAAUUCCUGCUUCUAUCAAAGAGUUUCCGAACACUGCAGAAAAUACAGCGGUCAAAGAAUUAGUGGAAAUUAUUCCAGAAGAAAAAAGAUCCUCUAUUGACAUUGUUAAUAAUGCCCACAGUAAAUUGCAGAGAAGAAAGCUGAAAGCGAAAAUCAAAAACGAAGAGUUCAAGGCAUCUAAAUUGAAAGCUGCAAUAGAACUAUUUCAGAUUCCAAAGACUCAAGAAACUCUGAAAAAUAUUGAACGAUUUGAUUCUACUAUGAUAGACCCCCAAACAAAAGUAGGUCUCACUCUUUCGUUUGAUGGCGCUUGGCAAAAAAGUGGCAGGGCUCAUAAUAGCAUGACAGGUCAUGCAACUGCGGUAGGUAGCAAAACUGGUUUGUGUGUGGGUUACGACGUUUGUACCACACGGUGUAGAGAAUGUGCGGCUGGGAAUUCAAAAGACCUGCAUGAUUGUCGAAUAAACCAUUAUGGUAGUGCUAAGGCUAUGAAACCAGCAAUGGCAGAGAGAAUAAUGCUCCAAAAUCCUGAUUUUGAAUCAGAACGCGUUGAGCUUCAAACUUUGAUCGGCGAUGAUGAUUCUUCAACCAUUGCUUGUUUGAGACGAAAAUCCGAUCAUUCAAUUACGAAAUUUUGCAAUAAAAAUCACGCCGUCACAAAAAUUUCGAGUUCGAUGUAUAACGCAAAAUUGUCGACCGCGGCGGUAGAUUAUUUGAAAUAUCUCUUCAAAUGCGCGAUUGAAAAAAAUGGCAAAGAUGUCUCCCUUACUCGGCAAGCUAUUUUGAAUAUUGUUCCACAUGCAUUUGGGGAUCACGUUACCUGUGGCGAUUGGUGCAAACAUACCGAUGAAAAAAACAAAUACACUAGGCUUCCCGGAGGUAAGCCAUUAUCAGGAGAUACAUUAAAAUGCGUUUUAAUGUCGAUAUUCAAGAGAUAUGCCGAUAAAUCUGAAGAGCUGGCACCCGGGGCCUCCAGUCAGAUCAAUGAAUCUCUGAAUCGACUAGUUGCAACACACCAUCCAAAAGACAAAUAUUACGGGGGCUCGAGUUCAAUUCAUGCGCGUGUUGGGGCGGCCAUUUGCCAAAAAAACAUGGGAACUGUGUAUAUUGAUGCAGUGAAAACAGAACUUGCACUUUCUCCCUCAAUUAAACGGUCUUUGAGAUAUCGUAGCUUAUUAGACAAUGCGCGAAAACGUCAAGCACUUUAUUCGCAGAGUGCUGAAGGCAAAAACGACGACGGAAAUUGUUUGAAGCUCGGCGGAAAAAAACAGUACAAACGGAAAAUAAAGAAGGGAUUUGUUAUCAGUCAAAUUUAG
Venturia canescens is the source of this 1866-nucleotide messenger RNA. RefSeq lists its product as uncharacterized. NCBI's taxonomy places the organism in Eukaryota, Metazoa, Arthropoda, Insecta, Hymenoptera, Ichneumonidae. The record is from RefSeq and is a predicted model, not a curated record.